UCAGUCCGGUUAGUGUCGUGGUAUGUGCAAUUGCGCGACAACGGCACAUACUACGACACAUUUAAUUUGCCCAGCAUGGACGUUACACAUUUUGUUGAUUCUUAUCUUGCUUAUAAACAUGCACAAUGUAGUUCGUUAAAAAAUGCUAGUUCUUUCGAUGCAUUGGAUAAGCUUUGCCAUCGGCGAUCAAGCACAUCGUUAAAUUGCAAAAAUUUGCAUUGUUCUUCUAGUGACACGACUACUUCAUCUUUUAGUUUUGAAGAUUUGAACCCGGAACGUUUACGGUUGUCUGCAUCUCGUUUGAUAUUUCUCUUUGAACGAAAUCUGGAGAUUACGUUAGACAUUCUUACUUCAUACAUUUUGCGUUGUUUAAUUUUUAACAAUGUAGGACAGAGGCAAUAUAAACGUUUAAUUAAAUUAACCAAGUUUAUAUCAACAUUCUUCCGUGUUGUACCUAUAGGUGGUAUUAAGGUGAAAGACGCCUGCUCUCGUUCUAAAAAGUCAGCGGUUUUCUUUUCUAAGGAUAAAGUCCUUAACAGCAGAUUGCAAAGGAAACAUAUAAAGGCUAGGCAAAACAUCCUAGCUACUUUGCGGACAUGUCUUCGCUUGAAGGGGUUUUUGUCUGGAUUACAUAUCAAUCCAUGGUACAUCGUACAGCUACUGCGUCGUGUAUCUAUACUUGUUAAGUCACGCUCAAAGUUAUAUGAAGAUGGCUGGGUGGAUAUACAGACUUUAUAUUCUCACGAUUCUCGUGGGUAUGCUUUAUUGGACGAUGGCGCUACGCUAAUUUUGAAUAUCCUCUACAAUGCAUGCCACAAAAUCCCAGGUCACAUUGUGCUACGCAGCAAACUUUGCCAGUGGAAUUGUUUCCGUCGUGUAUAUACAAGGGAGAUGGCUCAUAUUAUUUUAUUUAUGGAUUACGUAUUUGUGGAAAAGUCUCACCUGAAGCUGUUAAAUAGCCUUCGCAGGUUACUGCAUGAGAAUAUAAACAAUCUACUGUAUCGAAUAGAUCCGGGUAAAUUAAAACCAUCGGCUUACACUGAUAUGUGUAAUCAAUUGUACACUAUAUACGCCUUUUUGAAUCGUAGACUGCUCUUUCAAGAACCCAAAUGGCAGUUUGUUCCUCAUUUCUUCGUGAUUGAGCGUAUGGCAUCGAUGGGCUUAUUAAAUCACAGUGCACUGCCUGUUGGCAAGGGUAUAGGUCAUGUUAAAUGGCUUCUCAUGCUGGUGACUCAGUUGCUUACAUCUUCCCAAGUCUCACGACGCAGCGCUUGGCUUGCAAUUCAGAUUAUGGCUAGAUUCUUUCACGAUUCGGUUAUUACUCAUGGUAUGAUUAGGUGUCCGAAGGCUAAGCCCUGUUUCAGGUGUCUGAUAGAUUUUACUAACGUUGCUUGCGGUAUGCACCGUAUACUGAAGUUGUUUAGGCAAUCAGGUUUCUAUGCUUCACACGUUCGUUUGGUAAAGGUACUAAUCAAGACCUAUAUAUCCAAGUUGUAUAUUUCUUUUGUUAACUUCAGUGAGGGCUUGGAUGAGGUCUGUGAUGUAUUUUUAGGUUUUAAGGGUGUCAGUACAUAUCAGAACGAUGAUGAUUGUGGUAAGCAUGGUGCUCCUGUAUCUUUGCGAUUUGCUGCGCAUCUUAUUCGUCAGCGUUGUCUAACGCUUUUAUCUCGUGAGUCUAUGAAUCCUAGGUUUAAAAAUCCCAACUUGGAUGCGGUGGUGCGUCAUCCGGUUUACUUGAAGCUUUUGUUUGCCGUUGGUAAUAUGACUUGUCUGAAAAUUAUACCCACUGUUGAAGGCAUUAUGGCUGAUUGCCAGAGGCAUGUGAUGUUUGAUUAUUUGGCAUCUCAAGGGGUCAUUAAACCUUGGUUACCACACUCUAUGCGUACGGUUUCAAGUGGCAAAAUUUAUUUUAGUGGGCAUACAUCUUUGCUUGCUCAGAUAUACUUGCAGCACAAGGGGAUUGAUGUUUGUCUGUCUGAGUUUAUUGUGAAUGACAACCUCAGUGUGAUGCAGCGUACACAGGCUUGUCAUGCCUUAGCCCAUAAUCCUCAUCUUGUUUCGCUUAUUUUACCUCAACUGGUACAAUCGCUUUAUGUUGACCCUGGUGACCGUGUUUGGCACUUGUUGAGUGCAACUAUGUCUGACGACUUAGUGAGUGAGCGUUUACCAUAUUACUUGGCUUGUAUGGUUCAUACCAGUGAUCAGCACGGUGUUGCGCACAAGGCAGCUACGUUUUUGGAUUUGUUUAUUUGCGCAGCUCGUGAUUCUGACAAGCUACGUCUGGACAUGCGCAGCAUUCAUAUGCAUAGCAAGUUGCUUGAGUUGGCUUUAUAUUUAGCCACGGUUGAUCCCAACGAUCGUAAGCGUAGGCUUCGUGAAGGUCUUUCUAAGGUGAACCAAAGAUGCAUAGUGGGUCGUCAUGUUCGUUGCUUUGAUGACAGCCUCGAGAAGUGUGGUUAUGGGUUGCACAACGUAACACCUGGGAGCUAUGGCUCCAAGAGCAUACGCUGCUUGGACGCUAAGACAUCGCACAUGCUUAACUCUGCUACGCGUGUGCCAUUUACGCUUGACUUUUACUUGGAAAACAGCAUGUCUACUCGUUACAUAUACAAGAUGAAUGACGACAUGCGUCAGGAUGCCUUAGUUAUACAGGUUAAGUUGUUUUUGAUGCAUGUAUUUCGCAAAUACAAUUUGGAAGCUUAUUUACAGCCUUUUCUUGUGGUACCAUAUUCCACGGCGCUAUAUACUGUGCUAAAACUUCGGUUGCCAUCUCUUGAUAUUUUUGGCCCGGGUACCUUGUACUCACAGGGUGAUAAGAACAUGUCGAAUGCCCAUUCUGUUACUUCUUUGGAUUCCGUUGCGUUGUUUAUGGACCACGUAAAAAUGGAGCCUAGCAACGUAGGGUCACCUUCACGUCCCACUAGUCCUCACCAGGGAUCCAGGCAGGAGUAUAACGCUGACAGUUCAGAUACUGAAUCCAUGGCAUCGUUGGUGAACCACACAAUCAUGCAAAACCGUUGGUGCUCCGGGUGUAGGCCGCUUUGCUAUGCCGAGGCCAAUAUUCCGGAUACCCUUCAGGGUGUUAUUGGUUGUACUCACAUCUUGGGUGGUAUAGUUGGUUUCAUUCCUGGUAGCAUAAGUCGUCAUACCAUUGGCCAGGAUUAUGGCGGUAGUUUGGAGGAUUACUUUUUGCUGAAGUUUGGUCCUCGAGGCAGUACAACGUUUCGUUGUGCCAUGGAUAACUUUAUAAAAUCUAUGGCUGGUUAUUCUCUUUUAUGUUUUCUGUUACAGGUUAAGGACCGUCACAAUGGUAACCUGAUGAUAUCUUCUGCUGGCCAUAUAAUCCACAUUGACUAUGGUUUUAUCCUAGGUUCAUCUCCUGCUGCUGAUGUACAUUUUGAGCAGGCGCCAUUUAAGUUGACUAAGGAGAUGACUGAUUUGCUAGGUGGUGUUGAAUCCGACAACUUUCAGCGUUAUGUGCGCUUGUUAGUCGCUUCUUAUCUUUGUGUGAGACAGGAAUCAUCUACGUUGAUAUCGUUUGUCAAGUUGCUUGAGCAUUCUGGCAUGACGUGUUUCAGGCGUAGUUCUGUGGAUAAGCUCCGUCAGCGUUUAUUUUUGGAAGCAACGCCUGAGCGUGCUGCUAGUUUCAUUUUGCGCAAAGUACACGCCUCGCUACAUAGUAAGACUACUUUGGUCUACGACAUGGUCCAGGCGUGGCAGCAGGGUAUAGCACAUUAGAUUUUAGUUUAUAUACGGUCUAGUGGCUUGAUUCCCAAUAAUUG
Messenger RNA from Babesia bovis T2Bo, 3782 nucleotides. Its product is annotated as Phosphatidylinositol 3- and 4-kinase family protein. The record is from RefSeq and is a predicted model, not a curated record. The coding region runs from base 76 to 3738 and encodes 1220 amino acids. Gene Ontology annotation, biological process: phosphatidylinositol-mediated signaling; phosphatidylinositol phosphate biosynthetic process. Gene Ontology annotation, cellular component: cytoplasm; membrane. Gene Ontology annotation, molecular function: phosphatidylinositol kinase activity. Lineage: Eukaryota; Apicomplexa; Aconoidasida; Piroplasmida; Babesiidae. The transcript has a single exon.